Messenger RNA from Acomys russatus (golden spiny mouse), 2893 nucleotides. It is a transcript of the gene Rasa4b, whose product is annotated as RAS p21 protein activator 4B. Bases 128 to 2542 code for a protein of 804 amino acids. The record is from RefSeq and is a predicted model, not a curated record. Gene Ontology annotation, molecular function: phospholipid binding; GTPase activator activity. Gene Ontology annotation, biological process: cellular response to calcium ion; negative regulation of Ras protein signal transduction; regulation of GTPase activity. NCBI's taxonomy places the organism in Eukaryota, Metazoa, Chordata, Mammalia, Rodentia, Muridae. The transcript has 21 exons.
CGCCCCAGCAGUUCCCCCUCCCUGUGCUCCGCACCCGCCUGCCGGCUGUGCCACUUACACUGCCCCCCGGGAGGGGACCCAGGCAUCUGGAUCCCUCCCCGACAGGCCUCCACGUCGCCGGCCCGCGAUGGCCAAGCGCAGCUCACUGUCUAUCCGAAUCGUCGAAGGGAAAAAUCUACCCGCCAAGGACAUCACGGGCAGCAGCGAUCCCUACUGCAUCGUGAAAGUGGACAAUGAACCCAUCAUCAGGACAGCCACUGUGUGGAAGACCCUGUGCCCCUUCUGGGGCGAAGAGUAUCAAGUGCAUUUACCCCCCACGUUCCACGCGGUGGCCUUCUAUGUCAUGGAUGAGGAUGCCCUUAGCCGGGACGACGUUAUUGGGAAGGUCCGCCUCACAAGGGACACACUAGCCUCUCACCCAAAAGGAUUCAGUGGAUGGGCACACCUGAUGGAGGCAGGCCCCAACGAGGAGGUGCAGGGUGAGAUCCACCUGCGCCUGGAGGUGGUGCUGGGGACCCAUGCCAGCCCCAGCCGGCUGCGCUGCUCAGUGCUUGAGGCCAGGGACCUAGCCCCAAAAGACCGGAAUGGAGCAUCUGACCCUUUUGUCCGAGUGCACUACAAUGGCCGGACGCAGGAGACCUCGGUGGUGAAGAAAUCCUGCUACCCACGCUGGAAUGAAACCUUUGAAUUUGAGCUGGAGGAGGGAGCCAUGGAAGCACUGUUGGUAGAGGCCUGGGACUGGGAUCUUGUGAGCCGGAACGACUUUCUUGGCAAAGUGGUGGUCAAUGUCCAGAGACUGAGUUCAGCCCAGCAGGAAGAAGGCUGGUUCCAGCUGCAGCCUGAAGAGUCCAAAAGCCAACGUGGCGAGGGCAACCUGGGCUCCUUGCAGUUGGAGGUGCGGCUGCAGGACGAGAUGGUGCUGCCGUCCAUCUGCUACCAGCCUCUCAUACAGCUGCUGUGCCAGGAGGUGAAGCUGGGCACCCAGGGCCCAGGACAUCUGAUUUCUGUCAUCGAGGAGACAACCAGUGCUGAGUGUCGCCAGGAAGUGGCCACCACCUUGCUCAAGCUCUUCAUGGGCCAGGGGCUGGCCAAGGACUUUCUGGACCUGCUCUUUCAGCUGGAGCUGGGCCGCACCAAUGAGGCCAACACCCUCUUCCGGAGCAAUUCUCUGGCCUCGAAGUCCAUGGAAUCUUUUCUGAAGGUGGCAGGGAUGCGCUAUCUGCAUGGCAUCCUGGGUCCGGUCAUUGACAGAGUGUUCGAGGAGAGGAAGUACGUGGAGCUGGACCCCAGCAAAGUGGAAGUUAAGGAUGUAGGGUGCUCUGGGCUGCACCGCCCACAGACAGAGGCUGAGGUGUUGGAGCAGAGCGCACAGACGCUGCGUACCCACUUGGUGGCGCUGCUGAGCGCAAUAUGCCGCUCUGUUCGCGCAUGCCCAGUUGUGGUCCGGGCCACUUUCCGCCAGCUGUUCCGGCGCGUGCGGGAGCGCUUCCCGAGCGCCCAGCACCAGAAUGUACCAUUCAUCGCUGUCACCAGCUUCCUGUGCCUGCGCUUCUUCUCUCCCGCCAUCCUGUCGCCCAAGCUUUUCCAUCUGCGAGAGCGGCACGCAGAUGCUCGCACCAGCCGCACGCUACUUCUACUGGCCAAGGCGGUCCAGAAUGUAGGCAAUAUGGACACGCCGGUCUCCAGGGCCAAAGAGGCGUGGAUGGAGCCACUGCAGCCCGCUGUGCGUCAAGGCGUGGUGCAGCUGAAAGACUUCAUCACCAAGCUGGUGGACAUAGAAGAAAAGGAAGAGCUGGACCUACAGCGGGCUUUGAACUCCCAGGCCCCGCCUGUGAAGGAGGGACCGUUGUUCAUCCACAGGACCAAAGGCAAAGGCCCUCUUGCGUCCUCGUCCUUCAAGAAACUCUAUUUCUCUCUUACCACCGAAGGCCUCAGCUUCGCCAAGACAUCCAGCUCCAAGAAAAGCGCCUUCAUCAAGCUCUCCAGCAUCCGGGCUGCGGAGAAGGUGGAGGAGAAGAGCUUCGGCAGCUCCCACGUCAUGCAGGUCAUCUAUGCGGAUGACGUUGGCCGGGCCCAGACUGUCUACCUGCAGUGCAAGUGUGUGAAUGAGUUGAACCAGUGGCUGUCUGCGCUGCGCAAGGUGAGCAUCAACAACACGGGCCUCCUGCGAUCGUACCACCCUGGCAUCUUCCGUGGGGACAAGUGGAGCUGCUGUCACCAGAAGGAAAAGACAGAUCUGGGAUGUGACAAGACCCACUCUCGGGUGGCCUUGCAGGAGUGGAAUGACCCACUGGACCAUGACCUUGAGGCUCAGCUCAUCUUCAGGCACCUGCUUGGUGUGGAGGUUGCCCUUCGGGAGAAGCACCGGCUCCUGAGUGGAGAGAGAGAAGCAGACGUCUCACACACAGGCCACCAUGGAGCUCCCGAGGACCCAUUGGCCCGGCUUCUUAAUGUGCUGCGAGAUCUCCGAGAAGCCCACAGCGCCAGUCAGGCGGGCCCUCCGCCCAGAGAGCCCCAUCAUCUUCUGAAGCUCCAGACGUGAGGUGGCCUCGGAGCCCCUUGUCAGGUGGUUGGAGACGCCUGACGCGCUCCCGAUUCCUGUCCCAGUCAUCUCUCCUGGGGAGGGCUGUGGCCCAACAUGGUCUUCCCCAUGUCGAUGGGGGACGACAAUGGUGGCACCUGCUUCUUCGGGAGACCUGACUGCUCCUGUAGUCCCCCCAGGCCCAGACUCUUCAACCGAGGACAGACCCAACACUAGGAAGCGUGGAACCCAGGAGACCUGAUUGUCCACCUUGCACUGCUUUAUUCUCAGCCAUCGCCACUGUCGCCACUGUCUGGCCUCCUAGGCCGGGUGUCCCGGUGCUUUACUGUCACUAAUAAACAUGCCGUGACC